UCAAGCCUUGUGAUGAUUGCCACGUCAACUUCUCCCUCCAUUGGUGAGGUCAACUGCUCAAAGUGCCUGGCUUCAGGAUUUGCCGUAUCUUCUUCACCGGCACUCCAACAGUGGUCAUUUUCGUUCUAGCAGCUGUAAUUUUGCACACUAACGAAUGACAACUCUCCGAACUCCCAAGGUCGUCAAUUCGUUAUCUUCUCUGGCUUCACGAUUUGCUGUAUCUCCUUCCCGAUCUCGUUCUUCCUCGCCCUCCUCUCUCCCCACCCCAGCUACGGCGUCGCCCUCUGGGAGUCUUGCCAGCCAUGGAAGCGUCGCCGAGCGGCGACGCUCUCCUGUUCUCCAUCGCCAUCGCCACCACCUUGCUCAUCGUUGCCGCUGUCUGGAACAGGCGUGUCCGUGGGCACGACAACAACGGCGCGCCGAGCCCGCCAUCGCGACCGCUGCUCGGCCACCUCCACCUGCUCGGCAAGCCGCUGCACCGCUCGCUGGCCGCGCUCGCCGCCGCGCACGGCGCCGGCGGGGGCCAGCUGGCGCCGCUCCUGUCCCUGCGCCUGGGCGCGCGGCGCGCGCUGCUGGUGUCGUCGCACGCCGCGGCCGAGGAGUGCUUCACGGCGCACGACGCCGCGCUGGCGGGCAGGCCGCGGCUGCUGGCCGGGGAGCGGCUCGGGUACGGGUACACCACCGUCAGCUGGGCGUCCCACGGCGACCACUGGCGCGCCGUCCGCCGGUUCCUCGCCGUCGAGCUCUUCUCGGCGUCCCGCCUCGCGGCGCGCGCCGCCGACCGGCGCGCCGAGGUCGCCGCACUCGUCCAGAGCCUGCUGCUCCGUGACGACGCCGCCGCCGCCGGACCAGACGACGCGUCCCGCGCCGCCGCGGUGACGCUCCGGCCCAGGCUUUUCGAGCUGGUGCUCAACGUGAUGCUGCGCUCGCUCACCGGCGCGCCUGGGCACGGCGACGACGUGCGCAGGAUCCAGGGGAUCAUCGAGGAGACCUUCGCGGUGAGCGGCGCCCCCAGCUUCGGAGACUUCUACCCGUCGCUGCGGUGGAUUGACCGUCUGCGCGGCGUCGAUGCGGCUCUAAUCCGUCUCCAGGCCAGACGCGACGCGCUCGUCGCCGGCCUCGUGCGCGACAAACGGCAGAGUCGCAGAGCCGGUGGCCGGCACACGGAGAAGAACGGCGCCAUUGACGAACUCCUGUCGCUGCAAGAAAUCGACCCCGAGUACUACACUGACACUGUCAUCAAAGGUAUUGUCUUGAUACUGCUCAGUGCCGGCACGGACACAUCGGCGCUGACCACUGAGUGGGCAAUGGCGCAGCUGCUGACGCAUCCGGAAGCAAUGCGGAAACUGACAGCUGAACUGGACACCAAUGUCGGCACAUCCCGGCUGGUGGAGGAGUCGGACAUGGCGAACCUGCCAUAUCUGCAAUGUGUGGUCAAGGAGACUCUCCGGCUGUGCCCCGUCGGUCCGGUCAUCCCAGCGCACGAGGCCAUGGAGGACUGCACCGUCGGUGGGUUCCAUGUCCGGCGUGGCACCAUGAUCCUCGUGAAUGCUUGGGCGAUUCAUCGGGACCCCAAGUUAUGGGAGGCGCCGGAGGAGUUCAGGCCGGAGCGGUUCAUGGACGCUGGCAUGGUGACCACGGUCACCGCCCCCCUGCUGCCAUUUGGGCUUGGCCGGAGACGCUGCCCAGGGGAGGGGCUGGCAAUGCGUCUUGUUAGCUUGACACUGGCGGCGCUCGUCCAAUGCUUCGACUGGGAUGUCGGUGAAUGUGGUGGUGCUCCUGACAUGGCUGAAGGAGUUGGACUGUCUAUGCCUAUGGCGAAGCCGUUAGCGGCAGUAUGUCGGCCCAGGGAGUUUGUCAGUAGCAUGCUAUCUGGAUCAACAUGAAUAACAGAACAUUGGUUUCUGAAUGCUUAAGCUAUUCAGUUACCUAUGAUUGUAACUUUGUAAGUAAGUAAGAAUGCUUCCAGCUAGAUGUGCAUGAUAUAUCAAAUGUUGUAGCUUAUUCCAGACUCCACUAUGCAUCUGUUCAUGAAGUGAGACAGAAAAAGAUAAAAUGUCAGUUGCAAUUAGUCUUCAAAGUUCCAAGCAAUGAUGUAUGUCCACUGAAACUGAUUUCAGAUUUUAAACCAGCAGUGCCCUCCGAUCCAGAUAAUGAACCAUUUGGGAAUGCCUCUGAAUUUCUGAUGGUUCAAAUGAUUCAGAGAUUAUGCAUCUGAUGGUUAACUUGACCCUUCUUACUUUCGAAGUUCUGACAAUUAAGAUUAGCUGUCUGAUUCAGAUUUCAGAGACAAUCUUAUAUCUAACACAGAAGACCAAAACAUG
Molecule: messenger RNA, 2324 nt
Organism: Sorghum bicolor (sorghum)
Lineage: Eukaryota; Viridiplantae; Streptophyta; Magnoliopsida; Poales; Poaceae
Product: isoflavone 3'-hydroxylase
Exons: 2
Coding region: 303-1886 (527 amino acids)
Molecular function (GO): heme binding; oxidoreductase activity, acting on paired donors, with incorporation or reduction of molecular oxygen; monooxygenase activity
Source: RefSeq, a predicted model, not a curated record